GUGCUGGAGCUCACCUCCCAGUUCGACCUGCCGCCCAGCGUCGUGGGGCUGUGCGAGGGCUCUGCGCGGCCCUCCACCCCGCGCUCCCCGGGCCAAGCCUCCCUCCCUGGGCGGCUCCAAGCCAGCGCGGCUCCCCGCUCCCGACCGCUGCGCUGAGGCCUGCGGCGCCUGGACGGCCACCAUGAAGUUCAACCCCUUCGUGACCUCGGACCGAAGCAAAAACCGCAAACGCCACUUCAAUGCCCCCUCGCACGUUCGCAGGAAGAUCAUGUCUUCCCCGCUUUCCAAGGAGCUGCGGCAGAAGUACAAUGUCCGCUCCAUGCCCAUCCGCAAGGACGACGAGGUCCAGGUGGUUCGAGGACAUUACAAAGGUCAGCAAAUUGGCAAGGUAGUCCAGGUGUACAGAAAGAAAUACGUCAUCUACAUUGAGCGGGUGCAGCGUGAGAAGGCUAAUGGCACAACCGUCCACGUGGGCAUCCACCCAAGCAAGGUAGUUAUCACCAGGCUAAAAUUGGAUAAAGAUAGGAAAAAAAUUCUUGAACGCAAAGCCAAGUCUCGGCAAGUUGGAAAAGAGAAAGGCAAAUACAAGGAAGAGCUCAUUGAGAAGAGGCAGGAGUGAGGGCAGCCCUCGUGCAACCACGGUUCAACUGGAAAUGUCUGGUGUGUGCUUCUCUGGGACUUCUCAAGGUCUCUGGAAUGUUCCAUUGCCCUCCGGUUUUGUUAUCCAUCUGUGGCUCUGUAAAUCUGCUUUUGUAAUUUUGAUUAAUAAUUUUUUGAAUAAAAAUUGGAACUGUUUCCUA
This is a messenger RNA of Sciurus carolinensis (gray squirrel), 800 nucleotides long. It is a transcript of the gene Rpl26l1, whose product is annotated as ribosomal protein L26 like 1. The record is from RefSeq and is a predicted model, not a curated record. The transcript has 4 exons. The coding region runs from base 182 to 619 and encodes 145 amino acids. Gene Ontology annotation, molecular function: RNA binding; structural constituent of ribosome. Gene Ontology annotation, cellular component: cytosolic large ribosomal subunit; ribosome. Lineage: Eukaryota; Metazoa; Chordata; Mammalia; Rodentia; Sciuridae. Gene Ontology annotation, biological process: cytoplasmic translation; ribosomal large subunit biogenesis.